Molecule: messenger RNA, 849 nt
Organism: Drosophila bipectinata
Lineage: Eukaryota; Metazoa; Arthropoda; Insecta; Diptera; Drosophilidae
Product: E3 SUMO-protein ligase ZBED1-like
Molecular function (GO): protein dimerization activity
Source: RefSeq, a predicted model, not a curated record
AUGGUGGAACGAAUAUUAGCCACAAAAGAGUUCCUAUCGCCCGUUCUCCUCAGCCUGUCAAGAGCACCUGAUCCACUGACCGCAGACGACAUUGAAUUGUUGGAAGACAUUCAAACCAUUCUGGCACCAUUCGACUACGUCACAACACAGUGCUCGUCCAGCUCAAAGGUGACUAGUUCCUUAAUUGUUCCUCUGACGAAUGGCCUGGUUGAGGGCCUAAAUGAUCAGUUUGGCAGGCUAAAGACAGUGGAUGGACAGCAAGCUUGCCGGUUCUUGCAGGAUAGAGCACGGAUAAGGCUUUUUCCUUUUGAAGAAAGGUCCACAGCUAGACUGGCCACCAUAAUGGAUCCGCGAUUUAAAAAAGAAGGUUUUCGAUCACCGUUUAAUGCUGAACAAGCCGCCGUUUUGCUAGAGCGCUCCUUAUCGACAAACACGAUUGCUGGUGCUGAUGCUGAGGAAGGGGAUUCUCAGGAAACCGCUGUAGAACCACCAGUUACACCAAACGCUGCAGAGCCUCUUCUAAAGUUUCUGUCCUCAAACAUAGAGAAAAAAAAAAGGACCAAGAAAGUGGACGUAAUAUUAGUUAUGAGGCAUUAUUUCGAAGGAAUAAACUCUGAUAUUUCCAGCAAUCCACUUGAGUAUUGGAGAAGCAAUGAAAGUGACCAGCCAGCUUUGGCGAAGUUGGCCAAAAAAGCUUUGUGUGUCCCAGCAACUUCAACGGAGUCUGAGAGGAUGUUUUCGAAGGCAGGCCAAAUAAUUUCCGAGCGCAGGUCAUCACUAAAGCCAAACAUAGUUGACCAGCUCCUGUUCAUCAAUAAAAAUUGGUGGAUUACGGAAUCUAAUAUAUAA